AAAUGAAAGGUGAAAGAGUCUAUAGGGCAUUAAUAAAGGAGUAAAUGAAGUAACUCGGAUGACCAUGGUGAGCACGGCAGAAGCUCUCUAGAGAGAGCCAUGGUUCUCGGCGCUAGAUUUGGGCCAAGAAAACCAAAUAUCUAUCCAAAAUCUAGGCUUUUCGCAAGCCUCUUCAUCACAAUUCCUUCCAUCCAAUAUCCAAAACCUUCUCCUUUCCUUUCUCAAAAUUCUUACAGAAGAAGGGAGGUGUAGUUUAGGUUGUGGUUGGAUUCUGGAUUGGCACCAAUGCGGCACUUCUCGUCCUUGUUUAAUGGAUUGGCGAAGUCUCUGUAUUCAGGAAGAGGGAAGCUUUCGGGGAUUGAUUGCGGGAGGGAGGCGGUGGAUGAGCUCGCGAGGGAGGCGAAGAAGAAUGACAUGAUUCUGAAGUCUUCAGGCACGGUGAGAGGCGAGGGAUCGAACAGCUUCGUGUCGGUGUUCUCGCGGAGAGGGGAGAAGGGAGUAAAUCAGGAUUGUUCUGUUGUGUGGGAGGAAUUUGGAUGCCAAGAAGACAUGAUCUUUUGUGGCAUAUUUGAUGGUCAUGGUCCUUGGGGGCAUUAUGUGGCGAAAGCAGUUCGAAAAUCCCUUCCUCCAUCUCUACUUUGUGACUGGCAGGAGGCUCUUGCUCUGGCUGCUCUGGUAGCUGAUAAGAAGCUUUGUCAGUUUGACAUUUGGAAGCAAUCCUAUCUUAGAACUUGUGCUACUGUAGACAAGGAACUCGAGCAGCAUCGCAAGCUGGAUUCCUUCCAUAGCGGAACCACUUCAUUGACAAUAGUCAAACAAGGUGAAUUCAUGGUAAUUGCAAAUGUUGGUGAUUCUCGUGCUGUGUUGGCGACAACUUCAGAAGAUGGCAGCUUGGUUCCUGUGCAGCUUACUGUUGAUUCUAAGCCAAAUUUGCCUCAAGAGGCUGAACGCAUAACUCGGUGCAAUGGCCGUGUAUUUUGCUUGCCUGAUGAACCCGGUGUACAUAGGGUAUGGUUGCCAAAUGAUGAAACACCAGGACUGGCGAUGUCAAGAGCAUUUGGAGACUAUUGUAUUAAAGAUUAUGGGUUGAUUUCUGUGCCUGAAGUGUCUCAAAGGACAAUAACCAACCGAGAUCAGUUUAUUGUGCUUGCAACAGAUGGGGUUUGGGAUGUUAUUUCCAACCAAGAAGCUGUGCAGAUAGUGUCCUCAACCAAGGAAAGAGGAAAAUCAGCAAAAAGGCUUGUGGAGUGUGCUGUUAGUGCAUGGAAGCGCAAGAGGAGAGGAAUAGCAGUUGAUGACUGUUCAGCUAUAUGUCUCUUCUUUGAUUCUUCACCACCCUCAGUAUGUUGAUCCUCUGCUAGCAUCUGAUACAAAGCAUUACGAAGAUCCAUUCCAUAGGUUGCUAUUUUUCAUUCUAAUCACUCUUCACCUCUCUGCUGCUAAAAUUCAUGUUACCAUGUAUACUAUUCGGAGGAAGCCUAUGAUGAAUUUCUUCUGUCAUCCAUGCUGUUAAGCAUCACAGGAUUUCAUCCUUUGUUCUUGUGUCUCAAGUACACCACUCUGCGAUGAAAAUCCUGGAUGGAUAAUAUAGUACAGAUAGAGUCAAUUUUAGAUGCUUGAUGUCAACUCGUGUUCAACUUAUCAUCUUGUUUAUGCUACGAGUCUUUUACAUAGAAUGCAGUCGAAAGCCUAGGGACUUCAAUGGCAGUCUCAUGCCCUUAUUCUUUAUUUUGCUUUUCCUUGUUUGUAAUGCUAGGGCCUGAUCAAUGCCCAUAGCUCACUUGGUACAUUCUCAUAGUUUCACUAAAAGC
Molecule: messenger RNA, 1811 nt
Organism: Phoenix dactylifera (date palm)
Lineage: Eukaryota; Viridiplantae; Streptophyta; Magnoliopsida; Arecales; Arecaceae
Source: RefSeq, a predicted model, not a curated record